Messenger RNA from Exaiptasia diaphana, 588 nucleotides. RefSeq lists its product as uncharacterized. Bases 88 to 588 code for a protein of 166 amino acids. The record is from RefSeq and is a predicted model, not a curated record. Lineage: Eukaryota; Metazoa; Cnidaria; Anthozoa; Actiniaria; Aiptasiidae. The transcript has a single exon.
UUCGAGCGUGACGAGCGGUCACGUUUUGUUGAGCUCCCUGAUCAAUCUUCUAAAUUUUACUUAUGAACGAGAUCGAAAGCAUAUAAAAUGGCUAAAGAUGACUUACAAAAACAACUGAAGAAGGAGAACGAUGAAUUGAAAAAAGAAAUCGCAAACUUACGAGAGGAAUUCAAAAAACUCGAAGACAAGAUGGCUUCGGCCCCGGAGUCUAGAGAACUCGAGAAUAGUGUUGAGUUCUUAAGUGGCGAAUUUGACAGCAUGAAAUCCGAUAAGUCCAGUCUCCAACAAGAUCUCCUCCUUCUUAAGGAGAAACUUAACGUGAUAAGCACCAGAGUCGAUCUUAUUGAUGAAACCAUGGAAAGCCUACUGAAGUACAGCUAUCAGUAUAAUCUGAAAAUAAUGGAUGUACCACGAGCUCAGUCCGGUACCUUUGAAACUGCAGACCAAUCCAUUGAGAUCUGCCUAAAUAUCUUUCGGGAAAUGGGGCUAAAUAUUUUACAAUCAGAUAUUGAUAUUGCCCANCUUUUUUAUCUCGUCUUCGGCGAAGACGUAACAGUGGUACCAGAGGGCGUGGUUUUCGUAGAAUAG